AUAUAUAGUCCAUAUAUUACAUGGAGAAAUUCACACUAAUGGAAAAUCAGCCCGAAGAUUCUGCUGGAAUCGAAACUGACGAAUUUCCGGAUGAGUUUCAGUGUUGCGUAUGCCUGGAUAUCUUCUACAAACCAGUUGUAUUGGCCUGUGGCCACAUUUCAUGCUUCUGGUGUAUCUUCCAAUCUAUGGAUUCUUGGAAGGGAUCACAUUGUCCAGUUUGUCGGCAUUCAUAUAAUCAUUUCCCUAGUAUCUGUCAAUUGCUGCACGUCUUGCUUCUGAAGUUAUAUCCAUUAGCCUAUGAAAGAAGGGAAAGACAAGUCAGAGAAGAAGAAAAGAAAAGUGAAUCCUUUUCUCCCCAGUUUGAUGAUUAUUUAGCAGUAUCUCAUACCACUAACGAGUCCGAUAUCGUUAGCGGCUUUUCUCCACAUUCUACUACCUCACAAAAUAAGUUGUAUUUAGAAUCACGUUCUUCUGUUGAAGGGGAAUCUUCCUCAAUCAAGGAUCUUCCAGAAGUUGUUAUGUCUCAUGAUGAUAAAACAAUGACAAUUCCUAUAACAUCGAGCUAUAAAGCCACUAGAGAUGUGACCACCCAGGGAAAUAGCAUGCUUGAAAAGAAAUCUGCUCGUGGAUCUAUCAAUCAGGUGCUUAUUACUGAUUUACUGUGUGCCGCAUGCAAGCAACUUCUCUGUCGACCCGUAGUUCUUAAUUGUGGCCAUGUAUAUUGUGAAGCCUGUCUCGUUAAUCUCGGUGAUGAGGUAUGUAGCUGUCAAAUUUGUCACAGCAUGCAUCCAAAUGGAUUCCCAAAAGUUUGUUUGGUUCUAGAGCAUUUCUUGGAGAAGCAUUUUUCUGAAGAAUAUGCUGCAAGAAAAGACGCUGUACUCAGACAACCUGAUUGUCACCAUGUCAAUCGAUUAACGUGUCCAACACAAGCUCAGAAGCAUGCUGCCGAAUUAUCAUCAAUAUCUACAAAUGCUUACUUGCUCUGGUUGUCUGGCCAAGGGCCCAAGGUUCAUGUUGCUGUUGGUUGUGACUUUUGCGGGAUGUAUCCGAUUGUUGGGGAGCGAUACAAAUGCAAAGAUUGCACGGAGAAAAUGGGUUUUGACCUAUGUGAAAAGUGCUAUAAGAGUUCCUCCAAGCUUCCGGGGAGAUUUAAUCAGCAUCACACACCAGAACACAAGUUUGAGAUUGAAGAGCCAGUUGUUGUCAUGUUGGACCAUUUGUUAUGGAGGCUAGGGACUGCACAGCCCGAAGAAGUCUCCGAUGAUGCGGAUGGCGAAGAUGUUUCCCCUCCUAUCUCAUCUGACGAGACUUUAUUGAAUCCAGAAGAUGGUCCAGCGGCUCCUAUUUCCUCAGAUGAAAAUUUACAAGAUCGAGAUGGAGAUGGUACCGACUCCAGACCCUAGAAUCAUGUCAAGUUUCAUCCAGAAAUAUAUUUGGAAGUGCUUCCCAGCCCCUCAAAUUUUAGGAUGCUCAAAUGUUCUUCAGUUCAUCUUCGCCAAUUUGCCCGUGAUGAUGUGUUUAAUAUACCUCCUGUACAGUUUCCCAAGUCGUUUCUAUUUUAUUUUGAGAGUGAGUACAUGUGAAUACUUGCAUUAUGCGAGCAUCAUGCUGCAUUUUACGGAGUAGCAUGUUGUCCGAGGAAAAAAAAAGACUUCUGUUAAUGUGAAAGCCAGAUUAUUACUCAUUCUAAAUACAAAUGGAUCUGUAGUUUCAGGGGGAAAAAACGAUCUAUAGUUUCUAAUUAUGUGUCAUCAUCAGAGAGGUUUCCUCAGUAUUGAGAUCAUAUAUUGUAUAACUUGCAGCUAUAUUCAUUUACAAACAAGAAUAUAUCUUUCUGUUCUUACGAA
Cornus florida is the source of this 1847-nucleotide messenger RNA. RefSeq names its product E3 ubiquitin-protein ligase PRT1. Gene Ontology annotation, biological process: proteasome-mediated ubiquitin-dependent protein catabolic process. The transcript has 7 exons. The coding region runs from base 21 to 1403 and encodes 460 amino acids. Gene Ontology annotation, molecular function: ubiquitin protein ligase activity; zinc ion binding. The record is from RefSeq and is a predicted model, not a curated record. Lineage: Eukaryota; Viridiplantae; Streptophyta; Magnoliopsida; Cornales; Cornaceae.